Zychaea mexicana is the source of this 1425-nucleotide messenger RNA. RefSeq lists its product as uncharacterized. The transcript is spliced from 3 exons. The coding region runs from base 217 to 1032 and encodes 271 amino acids. Lineage: Eukaryota; Fungi; Mucoromycota; Mucoromycetes; Mucorales; Lichtheimiaceae. Gene Ontology annotation, molecular function: protein binding. The record is from RefSeq and is a predicted model, not a curated record.
UGCUCGAAUAUAUAAAGAAAGCUAAAUAGUAACGUUUUCUAUCGUUGUUUAUAUACCUAGCCGAUACAACUUCUCAGUACGACAAUUUAGAAUGUGCAUUUUUCCAGAAAGUGCUGGUACCUGAUACUACAAGAGACUCCGACCACAAAGAAAGGUACCGUGCGCCGCCAAACCCACCACAUUUUUUUUUUCUUUUUUACUUUAAAGUCAAUCCAAAUGUACGGAGACGAACGCGAAGAAACAUUACGUGAAGUGUCUGCCCUGGGCAACGCACAUGCUGUACACCAUUUCACCAAAGCCGGCGUCAAUCUUAACUCCCGAAACAAAAUGAACGGCUGGACCGCAUUGCACUGGGCUGCUCAUAGAGGCCAUGAAAAGGUAGUACGUCUAUUGCUUGCUAACGGAGCCGAUCCCAAUGUCAAGACGAACAAGGGCCAAACUGCGUUUCAUUUGACAAAGGAUCCAGCUAUCCAAAAUCUAUUGGAUGGUGAUACGAGUGCAAAACAAGAACAAGAAGGGUCUGCAGCAGCAGCUGCUGCUGCUGUUGGACCGGAACCUGCAUUGCCUAUUGUCCCCACGUACAUGAAGGAACCCGAUCUGGAAAAGUCAUGGUUACAUCCAGACGAGUUCUCGGAAGCUAAAAUCGAAAAUGUCGUUCGAAGACAUAUGGCAUCACAACAGCAAGAUGAACCCUCUACUACUACUACUACUACUACUACUACUGCUGCUGCUACUACUACUGCGUCUACCCCGCAAGUGCCUAAUGACAGCAAAGACGAAGAAAAGGAAAUUCUGGUAUACCUCGGAUCAAAGAUGGAUGAAAACAUAGUAGGCUCAGUGUUCCUGAAGAACGAAUCCAUCGAAUCUUCUGUCAAGGCUAUUCAAGAGGAAUUGGAUGGGUUACCUGAAAACUUCAGCUUGGCACGCAACAAUGGCAAGGUGACGAUUCCCAUUAACACAAAGCAGAUGGAUAAGCGGUUACUCGAUAUAUUCCGUGGCGAUCAAGAUGUUUUGGUUGUCGUGCCAAAAUAAAAUUCUAUUUUUAUAUCUCCCCGCGCAUCACCUCUUCUUUUUCUUUUUCCCUCCCUUUACACGACAACGCAUAGCUUACAUACGUUCAACACCACUUGCUUUUAUAUACAUAUAUAAUAAACACGUUCUUUCUCAAUGCAGGAACCUGAGCGAUUCAUUCCACUGCUUUCAACAACGGGACAAAUACCGAUCGAUGGUGCCCGAAUUAUCAAUGUCACCCAUCAAAUCCCUUUCGAAAUCACCCAAACCGGGACGACAUGGUCAUUGGCGCCACGGAGGGGACACGGUGCAAUGUAUGCCGGGAUUGAAUCCUUACGAAACGAAUGGGAAACUGUACACAUUGGCUGGACAGGACAGAUUUACAAACAAGUGACAGCAGAGGAAGAUAUGACG